AUGGCGCUUGCAAUAAGAAGCUGCAAUAGAAUUAACCAUGGUGGGCUUCUUCUUGUCUUAAUGAUUCUUCUCUCUUCACUACUACUAUGCCUCCUACCUUGUUCAACCAAUGCAGCUUCAGAUUGGCUAAACCAUGGCAAAGAUAUAUAUAACAGCAGAUAUGCUUCGGAAGAGUCAAUAAUAAGCCCAGGAAGUGUGAAGAAAAUGGAGUUGAAAUGGGAGUUUUUAAUAAAAACUAUAACAGCAACACCUUCAAUCUAUAAUGGGACACUCUAUUUCCCAAGCUGGAAUGGGAAUAUAUAUGCAAUUAAGGAGUGUGAUGGAUCGGUGGUGUGGGAAAAGAAUGUGAGUGAGCUCACUGGGCUUAACGCAACAGGUUUUAGUGGGGUGAACGUUCCAUUAGCAAGAGUUACACCAACAGUCGCCGGAGACCUUCUUAUCAUCGGAAUUUAUGGUCCUGCUGUUGUAAUUGCGGUUAAACGUGCAACCGGUGAUCUGGUCUGGUCUACUAAGCUUGAUACCCAUCCCGCAGCUCUUAUUACCAUGUCUGGUACUGCAUUCAAUGGAGCUUUCUAUAUCGGAACAUCUUCGUUAGAAGAAACCUUAAAUAGCAGCCAAUGCUGCACUUUCCGUGGUAGCUUUUCCAAAUUAGACAUCCAAACAGGCACAAUAUUAUGGCAAACUUAUACUCUUCCAGACAAUGGUGGUCAAUUGGGAGGCUAUGCAGGAGGUUCAAUAUGGGGAAGCAGUCCUUCCAUUGAUGUAAUCAGAAACCAUGUUUAUGUUGCAACUGGAAAUCUCUACUCUGCUCCACAAUAUGUAAAGGAUUGCCAAGCUAAAGAGAAUAACCAAACAACCCCAACUCAACCAGAUAAGUGCAUUGAGCCAGGUAACCAUGAGAAUUCCUUCUUGGCCUUUGAUAUGGAUACUGGAAACAUUACUUGGUAUAGGCAACUAGGUGGGUAUGACAUUUGGUUUCUUGCUUGCAACAAUCUUUCAACACCAAACUGCCCUCCUGGUCCAAACCCUGAUGCUGAUUUUGGUGAGGCACCCAUGAUGCUUACCAUAUUUGUCAAUGAAACUAGACGUGAUGUUCUAGUUGCUGUGCAGAAAAGUGGUUAUGCUUGGGCUUUGGAUCGUGAUAAUGGUGACAUCAUCUGGGUUACUUUUGCUGGACCCGGAAGCUAUCUCGGAGGAGGAAUGUGGGGAGCUGCAACAGAUGGUUUAAGGGUAUACACAAACAUUAACAAUGGUCUUCAAAAGAGUUUCACACUUACACCAUCUAAAGAAAACACAACAGCAGGUGUGUGGGUGGCAAUGGAUGCUUCAACAGGCAAAGUCAUAUGGUCGAUAGCUAACCCAAGCAAUGCUACCUCUUACGGACCUGUUACUGUGGCUAAUGGUGUUUUGUUUGCUGGGUCUACAAAUUCACAAGGGACUAUAUACGCAAUGAGUGCUGCGAAAGGGAAAAUAUUAUGGUCAUAUGAUACUGGUGUCUCUGUAAAUGGCGGCGUGUCAGUAAGCAAUGGAUGCAUCUACGUCGGAAAUGGAAACAGAGGGACCAUAUCUAACGCCUCACUCCAUGCCUUCUGUGUUAUUGAUGCAUGAAUGUAUGUGAAAUGCACUGUUUAGAUUGCCUUUGAUUUGUUGAAAUAUGUAUGUACUAUAUUUGGAGAUUAUUUUCAAUGGUUUGAAACUUUGAUUGAACACU
This is a messenger RNA of Telopea speciosissima, 1711 nucleotides long. RefSeq names its product polyvinylalcohol dehydrogenase-like. The transcript has 4 exons. The coding region runs from base 1 to 1608 and encodes 535 amino acids. Lineage: Eukaryota; Viridiplantae; Streptophyta; Magnoliopsida; Proteales; Proteaceae. The record is from RefSeq and is a predicted model, not a curated record.